Messenger RNA from Aspergillus oryzae RIB40, 1224 nucleotides. Its product is annotated as putative aminotransferase. Gene Ontology annotation, biological process: biosynthetic process. The transcript is spliced from 3 exons. The record is from RefSeq and is a predicted model, not a curated record. NCBI's taxonomy places the organism in Eukaryota, Fungi, Ascomycota, Eurotiomycetes, Eurotiales, Aspergillaceae. Gene Ontology annotation, molecular function: catalytic activity; pyridoxal phosphate binding. The coding region runs from base 1 to 1224 and encodes 407 amino acids.
AUGGUGAAACUAGAACCUUUCGAAGUCGAUCAUUGGAUUUUGACUCGGGAUAUAGGUCCCAAGUAUAACUUGGCCCAUUCAUACUCCCUCCCCGUCACAAUUAAUGAUCUCAAAUCGCUGUCCGAGAAUGAAGCAACAGGUGAUCAUCUUCUCGCCUCAGUUCAAUCCAUGCCGAUGAACUACGGCCCUUCCUUCACAGGAUUGGAGCAACUACGUGAAAAUAUUGCGAACUUAUACUCAGAUGAAUCAUCAAUAACUAUAUCAUCUGACAAGAUUUUGACAACCCCUGGCGCAUCGCUGGCGAACUUUAUCGUGCUCUUUGCAUUAGUUGGCCCUGGGGAUCAUGUUAUCAUCCAGUAUCCCACCUACCAGCAACUAUACUCCCUUCCAGCUUCCCUUGGAGCGGAGGUUAGUCUGUGGCAGGCAAAGGAAAAUGAUAAUUGGAAUCUCGACAUGGAGGAACUAAAGGGCCUCAUUAAGCCCAAUACAAAAAUGAUCGUCCUAAACAAUCCACAAAAUCCAACCGGCGCAAUCAUCCCCAGGUCACGCCUCGAAGAAGCUAUCGAAAUCGCCAAAAGCCACUCGAUAACAGUCUUCAGUGACGAAGUAUAUCGUCCCAGUUUCCAUUCCAUCGCUCCAGAAGACCCAGACUACCCGCCCUCAGCCCUUUCCUUUGGUUACGAAAACACUGUCGUCACCAGCUCCCUAUCAAAAGCUUAUGCCCUCGCCGGGAUUCGAAUAGGAUGGAUCGCAUUGCACAGCAAAUCCAUCCUCGACCUCUGUAUCAAUGCUCGCUCCUACGCCCUCAUAACAGCUAGCCAAGUAGAUGAACAGAUCGCAUCACUGGCAUUGAGUCCCUCUUGCGUCCACAAUUUGAUCAAACGUAACACAACGCUAGCAAAGAAUAACCUUCACAUUGUUCAACGGUUCAUUGAUGAAUUUUCGUCGAGCUGUCAAUGGGUGAAACCUGUUGCCGGGCCAAUUGGGUUCAUCAGAUUUACUAGGUCCGGCCAUCCGGUAGAUGACGUGGAAUUCUGCACAAUGCUCCUAGAAAAGAAGGGAGUUCUUCUUGUGCCGGGGAGAAAAUGCUUCGGGGAUGGGAAGAAUUUCAGCGGCUAUGUACGUCUUGGGUUUGGUGGGGAUACGGAGGUUUUGAAGGCUGCGUUCGAUGCUUUGAGGGAGUUUAUGCUUGAAGACUACGAGUCGUUGCCUCUGGCAGAUUGA